This is a messenger RNA of Pipistrellus nathusii (Nathusius's pipistrelle), 624 nucleotides long. The record is from the annotation of a GenBank genome assembly. Lineage: Eukaryota; Metazoa; Chordata; Mammalia; Chiroptera; Vespertilionidae.
AUGGGCAAGUGCAGCGGGCGCUGCACGCUCGUCGCCUUCUGCUGCCUGCAGCUGGUGGCUGCACUGGAGCGGCAGAUCUUUGACUUCCUGGGCUACCAAUGGGCUCCUAUCCUGGCCAACUUCCUGCACAUCAUGGCGGUCAUCCUGGGCAUCUUUGGCACGGUGCAGUACCGGUCCCGGUACCUCAUUCUGUAUGCAGCCUGGCUGGUGCUUUGGGUUGGCUGGAAUGCAUUUAUCAUCUGCUUCUACCUGGAGGUUGGACAGCUGUCCCAGGACCGGGACUUUAUCAUGACCUUCAACACAUCCCUGCACCGCUCCUGGUGGAUGGAGAACGGGCCAGGCUGCCUGGUGACACCGGUCCUGAACUCCCGCCUGGCCCUGGAAGACCACCAUGUCAUCUCCGUCACUGGCUGCCUGCUCGACUAUCCCUACAUCGAAGCCCUCAGCAGCGCCCUGCAGAUCUUCCUGGCUCUGUUCGGCUUUGUGUUCGCCUGCUACGUGAGCAAAGUGUUCCUGGAGGAAGAGGACAGCUUUGACUUCAUCGGUGGCUUUGACUCCUACGGAUAUCAGGCGCCCCAGAAGACGUCACAUUUACAGCUGCAGCCUCUGUACACGUCGGGGUAG